CUCCAAAUUUUCUGUUAACAGCCAAGCACUUAACCUUUUGUACCAUGCAAGGACUCCGUAACACUAAGGGGUUGAAAUUAUUAACUCUCCAUGGAACAGAUGAGAAAACCAAGACUCAGAGAGGUUAAGUGAGCUGAGCUUUGAAGGGUGGAUGUGGAGGACAGCAAGGAGGUGACCCAUUUCCUCCCCAGGAGCCCACCCACUACAAACACCCUUGUUUCUGCCUUUAGGCCUGCCUUGACAUGGGCAAUCAGACCCAAGUCUCUGAAUUCAUCCUCCUUGGCCUCUCUGCACAACCCCAGCAGCAGCAGGUCCUCUUCAGCCUAUCCUUCAGCCUGUACCUGAUCGGGAGUCUGGGAAAUCUGCUCACCUUCUUGGCUAUCAUCUCGGACCCUCACCUUCACAGUCCCAUGUACUUCUUUCUCAGUAACUUGUCUCUUCUUGACAUCUGCUUUACCUCCACCACCAUCCCAAAGAUGCUGGCCAACCACCUGUUUGGAUGCACCAACAUCUCCUUCCCAGCAUGCCUGGCCCAGAUGUAUUGCUUCAUAGCCUUUGGGGCAGCUGACAGCAUUCUUCUCUCGACCAUGGCUUAUGACCGCUACCUGGCCAUCUGCCGUCCACUGCAUUACAUGACCAUCAUGAACACCUUUCGGGGUACCUUGCUGGUGGCAAUACCCUGGAUCUCAGCCAACUUUGUCUCCAUGGUCCAUACUAUCCUGAUGACUCAUCUGUCCUUUUGCUCCAAUAGAAUCCCACACUUCUUCUGUGACCUCAAUGCCUUGAUCAAGCUCUCCUGCUCCAACACGCAAAUCAAUGGGAUGCUGGUGCUGCUCCUUGGGAGCUGGGUGGUUUUGAUUCCUUUUGUGUGCAUCGUUGCCUCUUACACACCUAUUGCCAUGGCCGUGUGGAGGGUGCCCUCAGCCCAGGGGAAGUGGAAAGCCUUCUCUACCUGUGGCUCUCACUUUUGUGUUGUUAUUCUCUUCUACAGGACUAUUAUUGGGGUCUACUUCAACCCUGCAUCCACGCAUUCCACUCAGAGGGACAUGGUGGCCACGGUGAUGUACACUGUAGUCACUCCCAUGCUGAACCCCUUCAUCUACAGCCUUCGAAAUCAAGACCUGAAAGUUGCCCUCAGGAAACUUCUCAGUGGGAGCCAUUUGGCUAAGUCUCUUUGACAACUCUUUUUAUUAUUACUAUUAUUAUUUUUAUUGUACUUGAGAUGAAGGUUUACAGAACAAAGUAGUUUCUCAUUCAAUAGUACGCUUAUUAUUUUAUGACAUUGGCUAACAACCCCACAACAUGUCAACCCUCUCCCUUCUCAAACUUGGGGUCUGUAUUACCA
This is a messenger RNA of Loxodonta africana (African savanna elephant), 1345 nucleotides long. RefSeq names its product olfactory receptor 1f45-like. Bases 243 to 1178 code for a protein of 311 amino acids. Gene Ontology annotation, biological process: G protein-coupled receptor signaling pathway. Gene Ontology annotation, cellular component: plasma membrane. NCBI's taxonomy places the organism in Eukaryota, Metazoa, Chordata, Mammalia, Proboscidea, Elephantidae. Gene Ontology annotation, molecular function: olfactory receptor activity; G protein-coupled receptor activity. The transcript has a single exon. The record is from RefSeq and is a predicted model, not a curated record.